Lutzomyia longipalpis is the source of this 589-nucleotide messenger RNA. RefSeq lists its product as uncharacterized. The transcript has 2 exons. NCBI's taxonomy places the organism in Eukaryota, Metazoa, Arthropoda, Insecta, Diptera, Psychodidae. The record is from RefSeq and is a predicted model, not a curated record. The coding region runs from base 119 to 487 and encodes 122 amino acids.
GGUUUUCAGAGGAAUCUUCAGUUGUUUCCUGACUUCGAAAUUAAGUGCAUCUCUCAAGUGUACUAACGAACUUCCAAAGUCAACCCAGUCAAAAAAAAACCCUCAAUCUCCUUUAAAAAUGAAUAAGCUCGUGCUCUUCGCUUUCCUCUUCACUGCUGUCAUUGCCUCCAGCAAUGCACAAUUCUUCGGUGGAUUCUUCCCUGGAGAGGCUGGUGGAUUUGCUGGUGGUGCAUGGCCACAGUUUGUUGUUGACAAGGUUGUGCAGCAGGUGCGCGAUACGCCCGUGACGGAGGAACAGAAGCCCCAACUUGAUCAAAUUGUCCAGGAUCUGGAGAAUGGUCUUGCCCAGUGCGACGAGCUUCUCACCGUCACCCCAGUCUAUUGGCUCUACAAGCGCUGCGUUGGAUUCCAACUGAAGAAGGCCACCAAUGCCGCUGCUGCUCUUCAGGCUGCCGCUGCCACCACAACUGCCCCACCCAGCUUUUAAACCCAAAAUUCCCCCCAGACUUUGGUAUUUUUUUGUUGAAAAUUUAUAACGACCCAAUAUGUGUGUAAUAUCUUGUUAAAUAAAUUGCAAUUCCAAAAAGGA